This is a messenger RNA of Alosa alosa (allis shad), 1167 nucleotides long. RefSeq lists its product as uncharacterized. The record is from RefSeq and is a predicted model, not a curated record. The transcript is spliced from 6 exons. Bases 10 to 663 code for a protein of 217 amino acids. NCBI's taxonomy places the organism in Eukaryota, Metazoa, Chordata, Actinopteri, Clupeiformes, Clupeidae.
GAACAGGUGAUGAAAAUGAAGCUCAGCAAACUUUUCAGCUGCUGUUUACCGAUCCAAAAGCAGAAGCACAGGAAUGAGAGGGUAGACACCAACAAAAAGAAGAAAAGAAAAGAGGCUAAGCGCCUCAAGAAGGAGAUGGCAGAUAAGAGGAGAAAGGAGGACCUUGAGAUGGACAUCUCUAUGGUGCAGAGUGUGGAGACUGUGGUAAUGAGUGCAGAGUUCAGCAAAGAGGACUGCAAUCUGGAGGAGUCAUCUGUUGACCACGGGAGACCUCAGUUGGAUGAGGAGGAAGGUAGGAGCCCUUCCCCAUUGCAUAUUGAUGGAGAUGGUGAUCAAGAGUUCAACAAAGAGGACUGCAUCCCGAACAAGUCGUCUGUUGACCACGGGAGACCUCAGUUGGAUGAGGAGGAAGGUAGGAGCCCAUCUCCACUGAAUGUGGAUGGAGAUAGUGACCAAGAGUUCAGCAAGAAGGACUGCAACCCAAAAGAGUCACCUGUUGACUAUGGGAGACCUCAGCUGGACAAGGGGAGGGGCCAUCUCCAUUGCAUGUUGAUAGAGAUGGUGACUAGGAGUUUAGCAAAGAGGAUAGUAACCCGAACGAGUCAUUUAUUGACCGUAGGGGUCAGUUUGACAGGGGGGACGGUAGAAGCCCAUCUCCACUGAAGGUUGAUGGAGAUGGUGAUGGAGAGUUCGGCAAAGAGGACUGCACCCUGAAUGAGUCAUCUAUUGACCACGGGACACCUCAGCUGGACGAGGAGGCCAGUAAGAGCUCAUUCCUGCUGCAUGGUGGUGGAGACAGAGCGAGACCUCUGUCUCAGUUGAAACUGGACUGGCACAGACACCAGCCUGGAGUCGGGAAGCCCACAGCACACGCCGGUGAGUGGCGCACGCCUGAUCCUCCUGAGAAGAGAGACGUGAUGGAAGAAGAGAGGAGGAAAAUCCUGCGUGGAUUUUUUGAGAGGAGGGGCAAUACUACCCAGAAUGCAACCACACAGGCCACACUGACCACUGAGGAAGAGAAGCUCACACCACAGCCUGCUGUGUGGCACACGGCUGUCCCUGGAGAGAGAGACGAAGAGAGGAGGAAAAUUCUACACGGAUUUGUCAAGAGAAGGGGCCUUACUACAUGUAGGCCAAAGAAGGAAUUCAAUAAAUAAUUAAAUGGAU